Messenger RNA from Cyphellophora europaea CBS 101466, 948 nucleotides. RefSeq lists its product as uncharacterized. Lineage: Eukaryota; Fungi; Ascomycota; Eurotiomycetes; Chaetothyriales; Cyphellophoraceae. The transcript is spliced from 5 exons. The record is from RefSeq and is a predicted model, not a curated record. The coding region runs from base 1 to 948 and encodes 315 amino acids. Gene Ontology annotation, molecular function: hydrolase activity.
AUGUCACCACUCUCCCCUGAGGAUAGUGCUAUGAUUGAUCGCGGAUUUCGAGCCUUCUAUCAUGAUAACCUCUGGUAUUAUCCCUAUGCAGCAACUCAAGACAACCUUGCGUUGACUGUACCGUGGGAAAGAGCUGGUGCUGUGCUGGAUCCUUCUGAGGCACUUACCAGUGACGCAAUGCCAGUACACUCACUGGGGCCCAAAAUUAAGGUCAAGGAGUAUGGCCCAGUGGCUAACCCGCGUCAGAUCUUGAUAUGGCUUUCAGGCGGAGGAUGGCAAUUAGCACUAGGGUUCCCUAUCAUUUCUAUAGGCUACACCCGAGAGCCCUUCCCUGCUCCUCUUCAAACAACUUAUGAUGCUAUUGACUGGGUUAAGGCUCAGUAUGGGGCAGCUGAUGUUAUUAUUGCUGGUGUUUCUAGUGGCGCUAACCUAGCAAUUGUUGCUGCUUUACAUCGAUAUAGCGAUUGGAUUCAAGGAGUGUGCCUUGUUGCACCUUCUCUUGACAAUACUGAGGGUGCGCAGCGAAGGCACAUAGGUGUAUCUCCUUGGUUUACUACAGAACGUAUGGAGUAUUACCAACGGUCAUAUGUGCCUGAUGUUGCUGCUCGUCGGGACUGUAAAAUCAGUCCAAGUCAUACUCCGAAAGAGGUCCUCAGCAGAAGUGCGAAAAAGUUUUCCGUGUCAGUAUACAUCAUGGGCGCGGAUAUCUUAAGAGAUGAGGCCCAAGGCUUUGUUGAGCGUCUAUUCCAGCACGGAUACCAGGGUGUAUUGGGCCAUCAGCUUCUGACCGACCUGGCGGAAGAUAUUCAGGCAAUUUUUGCCCACAAUCUUUGCCCGGGACGCCUGGAAGGGGGGAUGGAUCACCAGUUUGAGGAUCGAUUUGACACUGAUACCGAGCUACUGCAAUUUCGGUUGGAAGGCGCGUCUAAACCACUUGGCUCGGGUUAG